Messenger RNA from Aspergillus affinis, 2109 nucleotides. RefSeq lists its product as uncharacterized. The record is from RefSeq and is a predicted model, not a curated record. The transcript has 9 exons. The coding region runs from base 1 to 2109 and encodes 702 amino acids. Lineage: Eukaryota; Fungi; Ascomycota; Eurotiomycetes; Eurotiales; Aspergillaceae.
AUGGCGGACCAUCGAAAGAGUCUCACCGGCGUCUCUUGGGCGUUUGCGAGCGUUUCGAUCAUUGUUGUUGCCAUUCGGGUCUAUACGCGGGCACUCUACACGCGCCGCGCAGGAUGGGAUGAUUUCUUCAUUGCGCUCUCGUUGAUUAGUGCACUUGUUUGCUCUGCUCUGGUGCAGGUCGGAGUCUCCUAUGGAUUGGGCAUGCAUGCGACCGACAUCACAGAUCCGGAAGCGAAAAUCCAAGCCUUCAAAUACACCGUUAUCGCGCCAAACUUCUCCAUGGUCAGUACCACGACGGGGAAAAUCUCGGUCGUGAUCUUUCUUCUCAGGUUGAUGGGACCGACGGCUUCGGCGUGGCGACGAUGGUUUCUGUAUAUCUUGACGGUCGUCUCGAUCGGAAUGAACAUUCUGGCUGUCAUUGUUGUAAUGGGGUUCUGUAGGCCGGCGGAGAAGAUUUGGCGGCCGGAGACCCCUGGUUCUUGCUUCAGCUUGCAACUACAAUUGGUGGCGGGAACGGCUCAAGCUUCGUAUAAUGCUUUCUCUGACCUGGCGCUGGCUAUAUUUCCGGUGUUCGUUUUCUGGAAGGUGCAGCUGGCCAUGCGCCUCAAGGUAGCCGUGAUUGCAGUUAUGGGGGCCGGUGUUUUUGCUGCUGCAGCAACAUUAACAAAAGCCAUUCUACUGAAGAACCUACCCGCUCAUGCCGAUAUAACCUGGUCCUGGGCCCCGAUAACAAUCUGGUACACAAUCGAAAUGUACGUUAUCAUAAUCUGCGCCACCCUUCCGACCCUUCGACAAUCCUACUUCGCCGUCCUCAACCGAUCCACGCACCAAUCCUCAUCCUACAACAAAUUCACACAUUCCGCCAAAUCCGACCAAAAGCAACGAUCAAUACCCCAGCCUCGCCGACCAGUUGACGCGUCACUUUUCGAAACCCAUUUGACGAAUUUCCAGGAGGAGCCAAGCCAUCACCAUAGUUCGAGUCAGGAGGAUAUUUUGCCCGGCGAGGCGAUUGAUCUGAGUGCGAUUAAGAAGACGACGGAGGUGCAUGUCUACCAGGAAAGUAGGACGGAUAAUAGCCAUGACAAUCCAUUUGAUCCCUUCAGCGAAGAGGCUGCCAAAUAUGACACGGAAGAGUCCCACGAUGUCAUCAACGACAUUAAUUGGGAUGACCCCUCGUCCUUUUUCGAAAAGAUGAACCUGAACUUGCCCAAACCGCUGUCUUAUCCAUGUGCAGAAGAGGGGCGCAAAGAGAGCCGCGAAAGAUCGUCCAAGGUGCUAUCCACCUGGCAGACUCUGAGCAAGAUUAUCGACCGACAUGAAGAUCGCAUCCAGAAGCGAUGGCGCCAGAAGUCGCAGCCAAAACGCCGCCAGGUCCUUCUCUCCGUUUGGCCGGACAUGCCCAAGAUGCAUCGUCCGGAUUUCCAGGCCUUCAAGAAAGGACUCCGCGAGGAGGCGAAAGAUUCCUAUAUGUGGCCGUAUAUCAACCUAGAAGACCUGGAGAAACCGAGGCCCUUGCUGUUGUUUCUGAAUGCUCGUGCCCGUCAGGCACCGCAUUGUUUCGCUCACGCCGAUUUCAAUGCGCAGCAUCUGGGCCAUCCUUCAGGGGCCAUACGAACCGCGUUUCUCAACCUGCAUACUAUGAUGUUUAGCGGAGGAACGACCCCGGAAUCGCGUCAAACGGACAAGGCUUUCACCCUGUUUCUUCUAGAGACCUGCUAUCAACCUCUCCAUGACAUCCCUCGAGAGUCUCUGAUCGACGAUUUCCCUGUGCUUCCGGAACCCACGAUCAAGGACGAGAAAGAGUGGGCUUCCCUAGCUGCUAUUGCGGGAGACGCACCAUAUUGUCUCCCUGCUAGCCUUGAUUUACGAUCACUUGAAGAUCUGGUCGAUGCUAAACACUCGGCGGCAGAAGACCAUCUCCUAGCUCUACGGGAAGACCCUGGAUACUUUGAAGAUGUCGUCAGUGAUUAUAAAGAACAUCGACUGGAGAUCCUUCUCGAUAUCACCGGAAAGCUUCAUCCGACCAUGGCACCACACCCCCAGCCUCUCUUCUGGAAUUGUGUUCUGCAGAAUGUUGUUGCGGAGGCCUAUUUCGCCGUUGAAACGUGA